AUGGCCGAUUUUCUGCUCCAAAUGUGGACUGCACGGGCUCCUCCUGACCUUACUAUAGCGCAACCAUGCCUGUACUCGGACUGGCUCACAGAAAGCCUAGAUCGAGGUAUCCGGCGAACCUUGAAUGGAACCGCUAAAUGGGGUAAUGCUAUCGACUAUCUCAUCAUGCGGUCUAUGAUUCCAGGGUAUGCUGUUCAGUUUGAUCAGUAUACAGGUAUUGGAUUUGCCCACGGGGACUUGCAUGCAUAUAACAUCAUGAAAAAUGAUGACUUCCGCUUGACUGGGUAG
Penicillium psychrosexuale is the source of this 288-nucleotide messenger RNA. RefSeq lists its product as uncharacterized. The transcript has a single exon. Bases 1 to 288 code for a protein of 95 amino acids. The record is from RefSeq and is a predicted model, not a curated record. Lineage: Eukaryota; Fungi; Ascomycota; Eurotiomycetes; Eurotiales; Aspergillaceae.